CCCAAGAAAAAAUCAAGAAUGGGUAGAGAGGGAACAGAAGGGAAGGACAACGAUCUACUCUCUGCGAGAUUGAGGUGCCUGUACUUGGUCGGAAAUUCACAAGCCGCAUGGUAGUUAGGAAAAGUGUGAGGAUCAUUCUUCCUCACCUUUGACAGGGGUCGGGUCCUACAGCUUACCAAAAACAGUACAAAGGAUUACGGAGGAAUAUUUCUGCACACCGACCUUAAGUACCUUCACCUAAUCUCACUGACACGAAGGAUUAUGUCUCUGGAACUACUUCGCUAAGUGCAAAGUCGGGUCACCGGUUUUUGGAACUGAAAGGACCUUUUAACCUCAUGGGAGAACGUUCUCUGUCGUAACCAGCAAAGGCUCCGCCAUGCUCACGAAAAAAGACACGAGAGAAUGCCUUCCAGAAGUGCCCUCAGCCAACGGCACCAGCGGGACGCGGGACGGCUCCCACUGCGACUUGUGUGGCUGCACCACACCAGCGGUGCGCUGCGACAAAUGCAACCGACAAGUAUUCUGCUUGUCCUGCGAUGACAUGUACCAUCGCCAUCCACGGCGGAAGACCCAUCUACGCCGCGCGGUGGACAGCUUGCCUCCGCGUCACUUGCCUCCGCAGCCACCAGGAAAGUUCCACGGAGACCCAACCACAAUGCCGGUGCCUCCUCCACGAAAGAAAAAGUCCCUCUUCAGUGCCUUUAGCCGAUCCAGUCACCUACACGAACCUGAGAGGCAUCCUAUGCUGCCGAAGAAAGAAUUUUCAUGGACGGACAAGUUCGGCAGCAUCAAGCGUUUUAUGGCAAGCCGUCCAUUGCCUCCUGUUCCCCCUGAAGAUGAAGGAUCGCCACCACAACCUCUGCUCUACCCACGGGACCGUGGACCGGCAAACUACGUGAAUGUGGAUCCAAUUCCCCCAGCGGUGCCCCAGCGUCCUCCACCCCGAGUGACCAGUUCCCCGCGCAGCCAGCAACGUAGAGACAUUCCCUUUCCGACGAGCGCACAAGGCACUCGCAACGAAAACACGACGAGCUUUGAUGACUGGGAUGACGUCCCGUCCGCCUCGGGUAGUACGAGAGACAGCGAUGACGGAUGGGGACAAGAAGUAUCCCCAACGAGUGACCUCAGGCAGGGUAUACCGCAAGAACUCCAGCCAGGGUUUAAUACGCUGCAGAGGCAACGUCAUCAUCCACACUUGCUUGGACAUAGAGGAAGCUUCCAAGGAAUGCAGAGUCGAACACUGCAGCAAAGUACAAGUAUGACAGACCUGCAGGGCCAUCUUACUGCUUCAGGAUAUCCACCACCGCCGUAUGGGCCACCAAAUUUUGGGCCGUUCUUUCGCGGUCCUCCGCAAUUUGGCUAUCCGAUGCCCUACGGGAUGCACUCCACGUCGCAUCUCCAUUAUCAGCAAGGCCCUCAAGGGCCAUUCUUUGGUUCAACGGGCUCUUGGAGCAACGUCAAUUCGGCUGCCGAAGACGGCAAGGACACCGACGACGACAUGCGAAAGCAGCGUGGCGCUACACUCGACAGCCGCAACAUAAAGCGCAGCCACAGCUGUAUGCACGAUCCAGUGUUGAAUCCAGGUCAAUUUUAUCCCUUCGGCUAUCCUGGCUAUCCGCCCCAAUUCUAUCCGCCUUGGGCACAACCGCCAUCAAGCCCACCCUCGCCAUCACUGUCUCAGCACUCGCUCCCUGCUGGCGAAAGGCAGACUCGACGUUCUAGCGAGUCGUCCCGUCGGAGACAGAAAAAGCACAUGGGCCGAUCCUCGCACAGACAGGAUUAUUCUUCAGGCGAUCAGGAGGGAGACGAAGAAGCACAGUCCUCAGCGUCAGAUGGCGGGUACCAGAAGGAUUCUUCUACAAUGAAAAAGAAAAGGGCGACUUCAACGCAGAAGCAUGCCCACAAUGGCAGAAACAUUGUUGGUAGUACUGUGAUGGAGGGCCCUGGAAAAGAAAAUAGUUCGCGGACCUCCGCAGCUCCAGACUCCAACGUAACCGCAAUAACCCAAGCCACCCCCACGAAGAAUGAUCAAACGUCUUUAAAAGCUGUAAUUACACCUCGACAAGAACCAGAAACGAUCGAGGAAACUGAAAAAGAUUCCGAAAAGCACACAGUACAAACCGAGUCUCCAGAGAAACUCGAAGAGACCGAACGACCGAAAUGGGACCCAACAAAGCCAUGGAGGUGUGAGCACUGUACUUUUAUUAAUGGUCCAGGAUCUCGAAUUUGCCUAAUAUGUUGUAGAACGACUUUUCGAGAAGAGACACCUCCACCUUCUGGAGACGAGGAGAAACAGAAAAAGAGGUCCGAGUUCCAAGACACUUUAGCAGGUGCCAACAUAGAAGAGACCGAUGCAAAAGCGCUCUCUUCCACCGAAACUAGGCCAACUUUCGAUUCCGACCAAAUGGUAAAUGAAGUGAAAAAACCUCCGACCCAGCUAUCUUCGAUAAGAGAAGAAAGCAAAAGUCCUACUGGGCGCGAAGAGUUCACGGAAGAUUUCAUACGGGAACAAGAGGAAGUGGAAAAGGAGAUACGCCGCCGUCUCGAAAUUCAGCUCAAAAUAGACGAAGACAACAGACGCAUUGAUCAGGGCGUCGUAGAAGAAAAGAAGACAGUCCACCAUUUCCAAGCAGAUACUCCAGAAACGGAAUGUGCCAGUGCUCCAUCGCAGCCCCCGAGUUUUGCGAGCGCUACCACGGGAACAGACACAAAAGUUACUACCACUGGCGAAAACGCCGUUUAUGAGUCAACUAUAGAGCAAUCGCAUUCGUCUUGUCAGACAGCGCCUGCAGAAGCAGCGGCAGGAGAAGACUCGGCUGCUCAGACGACUCCAGCCGAAUUGCUGCUGUCCGUGCGGCCAAAAGUUCUCUGUAAAUCAUCCGUUGCUACCGACACCGAUGACAUUCGGGUGUUGGACACCGACAAGAUGGCGCACGAUAAACUAUCACCCCAUAGAUCAGAAGGGAGUUCACAACGGACAGCGGAGACUUCACGAGACCAAAAGCGUCUGGCCUUCAGCGGUGUCAAAGCGCAGUCUCUAGAACAGCCGGUGCCAUCUUUCUUGCAACGCAAGGCAGAGCAGCGACCGUCUCGAAUUGGAAACCUUAUUAGGACUCUGUCGAAAACGUCGCUGCAUACCGCCGAGCCAGGAGGCGAAGGACGCCUGUAUCGUAGCAGUAGCAGGUCUUCCAUUCAGAGCGACAUGUCGGACGCUCCUCCGGUUGGGCGUAAAGGGAUAAUGCGUCAUGGAUCAUUAGCUGAAUUUGACCGACCAUUCACGUCCCUGUCUGCCAGGAAGGAGGAUGACACAUCUUCUCUCGUCGGAGCCACCACUUGCAGCAACUAUUUCUCGGAGGGUCGGAAACAGGACUACUACCACAGCCUUGAAGAGCUUGUUCAACAAAGAAAGCAAGAGCAGAUGAAAGCCCAAGGCUUUGAACUCGUGCGCAUGAUAAGGGAAGCGGAGCAGCAGGGUUUCACGGCCGAUGACCUCCAGGUGGCCAUGAAUCAUUGCGGCAACGACAACCCAGUCCACUGGCUCAAGGAGAACUGGAGAAAUAUGACCGAGACCGUUGUGACUCUGGCAACGAACUAUGGUCAUGAUCGUCGAGAGAACAAUAUUGGGAUCGUCUCCACAACGGAGGCUCAAGCCGCGCUCCGUCGACAGAAAGGCAACAUAUGGGCUGCAGUAACUGAGUGUGUAGAGAACCGUCAGCGAAUGUUCAUGGAGCUCAGUUCGCGUGGCAGCUUCAGUCGUGAAGAGAUCCUCACUGCGCUCACUGACAACCAGGGUCUCAUAGACAUGGCAUAUGCGCAGUUGACCAAGGCAACGCUGAAGCCUUUCCUAAUGAGAAUCUGGGGUCCUGGUACGGGUGUGGACAACGAUGAAGGAGCGUGUCCGUCUGCGUUCCCAGCUCCACCCGGUAAUGAUCCAGAAGAAAGCGCCACCGAGCGCGUGAAGGACUGGCUGGACUCUCUCGAUGCCUCUCAGGUCGCCAGUUACAAGACGUCCCCAACAUGGGAAAAAGGCCAGUGGCAACAGAGACGGCGUUCAUACCAGGGAGGUUGCACGGAGGGUUCCUUGCGGGGAAGAUCUAGCUCUCCAGCUUCUUCACUCGCUAGUCACCCAGAAAUAUCAGAAACCAGCAGCGUGUCAUCAGCGGCACAAGAGACUACUUCGAGACUUGAAAGAAUACUGAGAAGAAGGGAAGCGCAAAAAGAGAAUGAAAAAGGAAGGAAGAAUAGAAAGGCAGCUGGAAAGAAGCGUUGGACGUUGUCCACGGUCUUCAAAGGCAAAUCAGAAAAUCAUUCGAGGAUCGAUUUCCCCAAGGCUGUGGACCAUUCGUUACAAGAAGAUAUCACGAAAUCGAAUUCGUCGACGGCUUCGCCGUCACCCAGCACUCUGAAGAGAGGGAGUAGUAGCAGCACAGAAACCGUGUCGUCGGCGACGCUGAGGCCACUGGAAGCAACAGGGGCGAAACCGAAGGCCCUUUUGGAACGUUUGUCACCUUUCAAGAAGGACCGAGCUGACAAAGUUGUCAAACACACAGACGCAAAUGAGCAUUUGGUAUCACAAACGCUUGGGCAUGGUCAUCCAAAUGGAACAGAAAUUAGAGUUGCGCACGAUCCAACCGCGUUAGUAGCCGGCAGUAUAACGACAACGGCAGCGAAGCCUGACGGCAAAGAUAUAGGAACCAAGUCAGAGGACGACACAAAUACAACGGCCAAAAGGAGAGAUCGUGACAUGAAAAACGUUCGACAAACAAUUCGUGACGCGAGGGCUUCUUUCCUGUCGGGUCCUCUAACACCUAUAACUCUAAACCUACAACCGAAUGUUGCGAGUAACUAUACGCCACUUUCGAGAUCAACGGUUCGAUCUUCAUCUGUAAAAGAACAAGCACAAACGGAUGGGAAGAGACUGUCAGUUACAGGAGAACGUUCCGAACCUGAGAUGCAUAUAGGAAGUGCAAAUUCGGGAAGCAUAAAUCGAUGUGAUACGGCGACACUCCAGAAUGCCAAGCCGGACUCGACGAAAACUGAUGCCAAAGUCAACAACGGCGUCCUGGUGACGGUGAAGGAAGGAUUGCACAUGAAAGGGUCAGAUUCUUUAUUUCGCAAAACAGAGGAACCACAAAGAGACUCGACUGUCGCCGAAUCAGUCGCCUCUCUUCCAGCAGCUCGUCAAGAAGCGCCGGAAAAUCCCAGCGCUACAAAGAACACUCCCACCAACAUGCCCGGCCUUCCACACUUAGUAAAUAACGAAGGAUUAAUAAGUGAAACAGAAUCGUCAGAAAUGAAAGGAAAAAGUAAGGAGGUGAAAUCGUACUCCAACGACAGAAAAGUAUCAACUGAAGAAAGCGACAGGCAAAGCGAUCCCGAGCCAAUUAACGACAAACAAAAAAGCGACCCUGAAAAUAAUAAACACGUGCAAAGCUCUUCGAGUUCUGUGGUACCAACAACACUUCUCUCCAAUCCAAUUAUAACAGUUUCCAAAUGUUCCACCGGAAUAGACAACACUGUUAAAACUCAAGGAUCUGGAAGCAGCGAUUUAAAUGAUUCUAUAAGAAAAACACUACCUACGCCGAGCACAAAUGCAGCGGCAGAUGUAAACAUGUCUACAGAAGCAACCGUGACGCGGGACGUUCACCCUAAGAGGCAGCCUGAUGAUGAAGUGCAACCUGACAGUGUACAGAAAGGUGCAGAACCAGAAACAAAAGAGCCUGCGACGUCCGUUAAUUCUCAGACGACUCCGAGCGGCAAAGAGGCUCAAGUCGUCGAGGCCACAAUUGGUCGCCGUACGAGACCACCUCCAGUAGAUGAAAGCUCAGAGUCUAUAUUAGCCCGUAAGCAAAGCAGACGGCUAAGUGACGGGUCCCUGACAAGGCGGAGGGAACGGCCGCGAAGUCAAGUGAUACAGCCAGUUGAUCAACCCGAGCCAGAAAGGCUUAUUAUCGAAGAACCAUCCACAGCCACGGGAAAAGGGCUUUACCGAAGGCCAUCUAUAAGACGGUCUCGAGGCUCAGAAGAUAAGGGGGAAAAUAGUGCUAUGCUUGGUCCUGACGGCAGCCCCAUCGUGGUGAAGCCGCAAAAGCCAAUUGAGAGAAGGGGUAGCAUUGCAGCCAGGCCUGGCAUCUUUAUCUCCAAGACGGUAGCAGCCAAUAUUGCUAAGCUGCGAUCUGUGCCACCACCGAAGAAGCGAACGCACGUACAGCCGCGGCCCGAGGGCAAGAUCCCGACGGAUAAGCAAAGACAAUAUAAGGAAAAGGCAGAACAGCUGGUAAACGACGGAAAGUGCCCAUCUAUGGUUCACGCACAACUAGUGGCCGAGCUAGUGGAUAUGAGUUUCGAGGAAGAUGACGCCAUAACGGCAGCAGAGCAGUGUGACACGAUUUACCAGGCAGUCAACUUUUUGCAGCACGAAUGCGAGCUGUGUGCAGCUAACUAUCCAAUUAGUCAGAUGAUAUCACUUUUAAACUGUGUCCACAAAGCCUGCAAGGAAUGCAUGAAAGCAUAUUUCACCAUCCAAAUACGAGACAGAAACAUAAUGGAACUCUUAUGCCCGUUCUGCAACGAACCUGAUCUCAGUGACGAAGACGUAGAACUGAACUAUUUUAACAACCUCGAUAUACUGCUGAAAGGCCUUGUCGAGCAAGACUUCUACGAUUUGUUUCAGCAGAAGUUACGAGACAGAGCUCUUAUGAAAGACCCAAAUUUUCGAUGGUGCUCUCAGUGUUCUUCAGGCUUCAUCACCUAUCCGGAUCAAAAACGGCUGGUUUGUCCAGACUGUCACGCGGUUACGUGCGCACUCUGCAGAAAAGUAUGGCAAAAGCAGCACGAGGGCACUACAUGCGAACAGUUUCAAGAGUGGCUGGACGCAAAUGAUCCGGAUAACCAGGCCGAAGGCAUCACUCGGUAUCUAGAAGAGAAUGGGAUCGACUGCCCAAAUUGCAAGUUCAAGUACUCGCUCGCAAGAGGCGGCUGCAUGCAUUUCAAGUGCUACCAGUGUAGCUUCGAUUUCUGCUGUGGCUGCAAUCAGCCCUUCAAGAUGGGGGAGAAAUGCGGACGAACACCUGCCUGCGCCAGGUAUGGUCUGCACGCCCAUCAUCCGCGAAACUGUCUUUUCUAUUUACGCGACAAGGAAAUAACGGACCUACAGAAGCUACUGAAGGAAAUGGCUGUACCAUUCAACACAGAUCCCCCACCACACUGGACGCCUAGCAAACUGUGUCAAGUUCCUGAACAGAAAGAGACAUCGACGGGCCUCAGGGAUGACAUUUGUGGCAAGGAUGUAGAAAACGAUAUGGCAGGGCUUUGCAGGAAGCACUACGUAGAAUAUCUUGGACAGCUCAUAUUCCGACACCACGUAGAUCCACUUCCUAUUUUUGAUAUCGAUGAGCUGGAGUUGGUACUGAAGAGGGAAAACGUCCGUUUGCCUUCUCGCUACAGACUCAGUGAAGAUGAAUACCGGGCAGCACUUAUCAAGGUUAUCGACGCAGAGGUACCGCUGGACGCCCUGAAGAUUAAGAGACGAGAAACAUGACGAAACUUACAUCAAACGAAAACAGAAUUCAUAUCCACAGUUCCGACGAGCAUUGCAGACCAUUUAGCCUAUAGGUUCCGCUUGCAUCCGCGUAUCUGCGAGUCCUUUCCUCAAAAGAAGUCAAGGGACCUUCACUUCUCCUCAAGUGAAGGCGCCUUCCCUUUUUGCUCGAGUCCCCUCCAUUCAGUUGAAAUAAACUAUGAAUUAUAAAAACGGGACCUGCGGUGGGUAUCUCGGGACGGACACACGGUCCGUGAAAAAAAGAAUGGAAGAAACAAAUGUGUGAAUAGUACCAUAGAAUUUAAUGGGUCCGUGUAAAACAGCCUUUACGCCUGUGGUGGAGCCCACCCUGCUAGAAAACAACGAUACCGCUCCCGGUGAAGCUAAACUCUAGAAAGCCUCGCGCCAUUACAACACGUUACAUAAAAAUCCGAAAUCUGACCUCAUUUGUCUCACAAUGAACCAUUGUUAUCCUCACAUGAAAUGCGGCAAAUAGGCAAAGGCCCAUUUCGAACAGAAGCGCCCGAAAAAAAAAAAAAAAAAAGAGAUAAAAAAAGAAAAAACGCCCCUAGAAAGGUUUUCUACAGUACGAUAUUUAUUUCACAAAUGUUUGAUAAUUAAAUGUGACACCAUGCGUACAGCAGAAAAUGUCGUUGAUAACAGGAGAAUGCGCCCCAGGAGCUGCUGUACUUGUCAAGAGAGGCUACCAAGUGCACACGGUGUGCAUUCAAUUUGCGUUCACUAAACAGCGCAAGGAUUUGCGCGUUCAUGUACCCAAUCAUGUUGCUCAGAGUUUUGACUCGAUGGUACACGUCUAUAAAAAAAGAUGUUGUGGUCAUGUACUGUACUGGCCAAGUAAUGUGACGUUGGGCAGGCACUAAUGUCAUUUCAGAGAUAGCAGUUAUCUAAAGCUACCAAUUAUUAGUAUAUUGCUGCUCGCAUACUGUCCGCUCUAUCUCUCUCAGAGUCAAGCGACAUUUCGAAUGCACAGAACUAUACAACGGGAGCCAGAGAUUGCACCGUUUUUGUUUGUCAAGUAUUGUUAGUCUGUUCCCCUUGCUACGUGUAGAAGCUGUGCAGUGCAUGUGUAAUAAAACAUGUCAAGAUUGUUAAUUUGUUAAUACUAUCCAGUUCCCGCAAUACGAAGCUGCGCUUCCAAUGUUUCCGAAUGAAAGAAACAAAAAUAUAUAUUGUUGUGAACCUACA
Ornithodoros turicata is the source of this 8746-nucleotide messenger RNA. Its product is annotated as E3 ubiquitin-protein ligase lubel-like. Gene Ontology annotation, biological process: protein linear polyubiquitination. The record is from RefSeq and is a predicted model, not a curated record. Gene Ontology annotation, cellular component: LUBAC complex. Gene Ontology annotation, molecular function: ubiquitin protein ligase activity; K48-linked polyubiquitin modification-dependent protein binding; K63-linked polyubiquitin modification-dependent protein binding. Bases 377 to 7540 code for a protein of 2387 amino acids. Lineage: Eukaryota; Metazoa; Arthropoda; Arachnida; Ixodida; Argasidae. The transcript is spliced from 24 exons.